ACUGAUUCGCAUUUUCCCGUUUGCACAUUCACGCCAUUUAUUAAAUACCGUUUGUUUUUGAGUUGUGAAGUAGGAAAUAUUCAGAUUAAAUUCCAGUGCAAUUCGAUUUAGUGCUAAAACAUGUAUACGAUUCCUCAUGGAUCGAAAAAGAACAAUGCUCGCGGAAUAGCGGGCGCUCCCGCAAAUAGUGCAUAUGAAAAAAUGCAAAGCUCAAGUCCGCCGGCAAAAUUAUUUGAUCGGAAAUUUGUUGCUACUGCGUUGAGGAAUACACUUUGCUGUCCUAAAUGUCGCAGUGAAUAUUCAACGAACUAUGAUCUCCGCAUGGGCGAUGCUCACGUCAAGAGCAAUCGCCCGUUCCUACUCACCUGCGGACAUAAUAUGUGCGAAAAUUGUAUUUAUCAAAAUCACCAGAAUCUCGUUUGUAGCGUUUGUCAGAAUCCAAUCAUUAUCGACAAAGGCAAUCCGCCGUCCACAUCACUCAGUUGCACUGCAGUGCAACAACAACAACGCCACCACAUUCAACAGCGACAUGAAAAUUUCAAUGUACGCGAUUUCUUUUACAUGAAUUUCUUUUUGAUUGGUGCAUUGAAUCAUUUGCGUUUCUAUCGCCGUGAGAGCUCGGCAAAUAACUCAUUAACGAUAUCUUGCCAUAGUCCAACACCACUGUCCACCGCCAGUGGUAAGCUUGCACUAGCUCCUGGUGUACAGGCACAGCCACAAGCGGCUAGCGUGCGUUGUUCGGAGUGUGAGCUACAGCCAGCAGCGGGAUUGUGUCGUCAAUGUAAAGUUUAUUAUUGUCGCAUUUGCUAUGACACUAUACAUAUGUACGGUAAGGCCCUGAAGCGGCAUUCGUUCGUCGCGCUCGGCAAUGGACGGAAUGCAGGCGGCAGAGAUUUAAAAGUACUGCGUCCAGGGCGCUGUCGUCAACAUGGCAAUAUUACGGAUCGCUAUUGCCGCACAUGCAAAUCGGUUUGUUGCAGUACGUGUUUUAUGACAAACCAUCAUGGCCAUCGCUGGACAGCGUUGGGAAUUGAGAAUGAAAAUAUGCGAGGUGAAAUAGAAAACAUUUUGGAAUCAGUGAAAAUGUCGCGCGAAAGUUUGCGGAAAGCACAGAAGGUAAGUAGCAAAUCUAAUGCCUUCCUCCGACAAUAAAUUUUACAUACCGGA
This is a messenger RNA of Anastrepha ludens (Mexican fruit fly), 1167 nucleotides long. RefSeq lists its product as uncharacterized. Gene Ontology annotation, cellular component: nucleoplasm; chromatin. Gene Ontology annotation, biological process: positive regulation of DNA-templated transcription. The transcript is spliced from 3 exons. NCBI's taxonomy places the organism in Eukaryota, Metazoa, Arthropoda, Insecta, Diptera, Tephritidae. Gene Ontology annotation, molecular function: ubiquitin-protein transferase activity; zinc ion binding. The record is from RefSeq and is a predicted model, not a curated record. The coding region runs from base 121 to 1152 and encodes 343 amino acids.